AUGACGAUUAAGCUGGUCGUUGGAGGGUUUAUUUUGCACAUUAUUAGUGUUCACGCGCAGCAAGCAGGCUUGGGCGAAGAGGAGAAAAGUCGUUUUGGGGAGGAUUUGGACGAGAUGAUGGGAGGUAUACCGCCCACUGAGAAGAUAUUCAUCAAAGGAGAUUUCAAUAGGCACAUUGGGUUAAUUUCGGGGGGAUAUGACUUGUGGUUUCGGGGACAGGAAUGGAGGAGGAGUUGCACUGUUGAUUUAGCACAAGCAUUUAGACUGGUGAUAGUGAAUUCGAGUUUUCCAAAAAAGGAGGAGCACUUGGUAACCUUUCAUAAUUCGGUGGCUAAGAUGCAAAUAGAAUUUUUACUCCUUAGGAAAGAUGAUAAAGGUCUUUGUAAAGACUGA
This is a messenger RNA of Lycium barbarum (goji berry), 393 nucleotides long. RefSeq lists its product as uncharacterized. The record is from RefSeq and is a predicted model, not a curated record. NCBI's taxonomy places the organism in Eukaryota, Viridiplantae, Streptophyta, Magnoliopsida, Solanales, Solanaceae. Gene Ontology annotation, cellular component: nucleus. The transcript has a single exon. Gene Ontology annotation, biological process: chromatin remodeling. The coding region runs from base 1 to 393 and encodes 130 amino acids.